Cuscuta europaea is the source of this 917-nucleotide messenger RNA. The record is from the annotation of a GenBank genome assembly. NCBI's taxonomy places the organism in Eukaryota, Viridiplantae, Streptophyta, Magnoliopsida, Solanales, Convolvulaceae.
AUACUGUUUUUCAUAUGAACGGAGUACAUUAUUGACAUUUUGGCCUCCACACCACUUCAAAUGUUCUUAACAUUCUAAAAAAUGGCCUUAUGUUGUGAUGCAUAUAUGUCUAUCCAGGUGACACCGAAGAGGUACAUCCACAGGGACUUAUAACACUCACCGGUCCUUCAAGUGCCAUUGACGCUGACGAUAUGGUCACAAUCAGUGUGAGUUUGAAAGACCACGACACUUUGUCGCCAGAUGAUGAGAUUGCGGAGGGAGUCGUUGUUUGGGAACCCAGAAAUGAGAAUCUAACAUUCGCCAACUACGACAAGCUUUUGGAGAAGGUGGUGAAAGGACAGUAUGGCAGCGUCACGGUGGGUUACUCCAUCACAAGAUUCGAUAUGAAUGCCACCGUGAGGGUGGUGCUAAUCAACGGUGACAGAGAAUCACCGGUGGAUGUGUACGGAUCCAUCAAAGCUACCUCCGUACUUGACGGCGGUUCUCCACUAAUCACUUUGUUUGAGAAGUCGGCGGGUGACAGCGUCAAAGUCAACCUCGAAGAGGAAAUCCCGUUGACUAGGUCGGCUGUGGUGGUUCCAAUGGACGAUGGGGUAACCAUUUCUGCAUAUCUGUAUGACCAUGAUUCAAUCUCAUCUGAUGAUGAAACUGCUACCAGCUGUGUAUCCUUUCAUCCCUCAUGUCCGGGAACCACCACCUCUACCAUAAGUGGUGUAUAUGGUCAAGUCCAAGUCUCGAUCACUGCCGACUAGUGAGACAUUGUACUUCGUGUUAAUAAUAAGUUAUUUUAUGUAUAAAUAAACGAUGGUAAUAAAAUGGCGGUCUCGGUCAUGAGAAAUAAAGUACAACUACGACUACUUUGUAGUAAACUAGUAAUAAUCGAGUUAUGUACCCUUGCCCUUGGUAUGUUUGAUAAA